UAUCUACGAAUGCGCUUCGACAACAAGGUCGGCAUCACUGCUUGUGUCAUCUACUUUGUACUCAGUCAAACUCUUGGUGCCAUCGGAAUCUACAGUGCUGCCAUUGCAAUCUCGACAAUGCUUUCUGUCCCUCUGAUCUACACUGAUAUUGCCAUCGGCUUAGCAGGAACAACGUACACCGCCUUGGGUGGACUUCGAAGCGUUGUGUGGGCGGACUGCAUACAGGCUGCUGUCAUGAUAGCCUCGCCAAUCGUAAUCAUCGCUAAGGUCUUCUACGAUUCUCACCGUGUAAGCCAGCCGCUGAGACCACUUAGUGACUUCAACGUCACUACGUACAUGUUACGGAUAGCCAUCGGAGGAGGACUGAUGGUGUUCAUGUUCUUUGUACUCGUUGGAUUCACCGCCAUAGCCGUAAUCUACUGGUUCAGAGACUGUGACCCUCUACUCUCUGGCUCCAUCUCUAACUACGAUCAGGGUCGGCCCACAAUUUUUGAUCGCACUACGCAGCCUGACCAAGAGAUUAAACAGCUCCGCUGUUAA
This is a messenger RNA of Dermacentor silvarum, 540 nucleotides long. Its product is annotated as sodium-coupled monocarboxylate transporter 2. The record is from RefSeq and is a predicted model, not a curated record. Gene Ontology annotation, biological process: transmembrane transport; sodium ion transport. Gene Ontology annotation, cellular component: membrane. Lineage: Eukaryota; Metazoa; Arthropoda; Arachnida; Ixodida; Ixodidae. The transcript has 6 exons. The coding region runs from base 10 to 540 and encodes 176 amino acids. Gene Ontology annotation, molecular function: symporter activity.